Molecule: messenger RNA, 960 nt
Organism: Chaetomium globosum CBS 148.51
Lineage: Eukaryota; Fungi; Ascomycota; Sordariomycetes; Sordariales; Chaetomiaceae
Exons: 2
Coding region: 1-960 (319 amino acids)
Molecular function (GO): proteasome binding
Source: RefSeq, a predicted model, not a curated record
AUGGACUCCGCAGAGCCAACUACGAACUCACAGCCCGACUCUAUGAGUCUCGAGGCCGACGAGGCCUCUGUAGAGAUAACCCUCAAAUUCCCUCCUGAAAAGCACACUCAAAAAUGGACCUUCUCCCCAACCGACACCUUCGAGCACCUCCUCCUAACCCUCUCCCUCGAGUUCCCCUCCUACGACUGGUCCAAAGCCAAAGCCCUCCUAGAGAAGCGCCAACCGGGCCUCAAAUCCAUCUACACCCCCUCGGAUGACUCGGCCCUCCCGCUCUCCACCCUCAACCACACCACCCUCCGUCUCCUCGCCCCGCAAACCUCCGCCCUCACCACCCUCCAAGACCAACGCAUCGCCGCCGAGACCUGGCAAGCCAAGCGCGCCCUCGCCCGCGCCCGCUACAGCCGGCUCCCCGCCCCCCAACAACGCACGACCGCCGACCUCACCCACACCUUCCACACGCUCCGCGCCCUCUCACACCUCCCCCACCCCUCCCGAAGCCUCGCCCUCCUCGAGCGCCUCAAAGCCGACCCGGGGAUCCGCGCCGCCAUGCGCAAGCACCAGUUCUCCGUGGGGCUCCUCACGGAGAUGGACCCGGCCAGCGCGACCGCCGCCAGCCACGAGGGCGUGACGCGCAUCCUGGGGCUCAACCGCAACCGCGGGGAAGUGGUCGAGCUGCGCCUGCGCACCGACGCCUACGACGGCUGGCGCGACUACCGCACCAUCCGCAAGACGCUGUGCCACGAGCUGGCCCACAACGUGCACUCGGAGCAUGAUAGCCACUUUUGGGCGCUGUGUCGCCAGAUUGAGGGGGAGGUGGAGAGGGCGGAUUGGACGCGGGGGGGGCGGGCGGUGGGGGCGGAGGAGUUUGCGCUGGAGAGGGGGGCCGGGGAGGAGUGGGAGGGAGGAGGCGGGAAUGCGGUAGUGCACGACACUGGGGGCUCUGGAAAUUGUUUGAAAUAG